UUCCUGCCAAGAGCAGAAACAAUGUCUCAGAUUAUCUUUCAUUGAAAUUUCCAACCUCACUUAUAGAAAACAUGAAAUCAGCACCAGAAAAGUGAACAAUACUGAUUGAUCUUACUCUGUCCACACACCAGACACACAGUAUAAGAGAAGUGACACGUCAUACUUACAUGUAGCUAUUUAUAGCCUUCAUCUUGGCGCAAAGUUGAACGAUCAAUAUCUUCGAACAGUAAUUUAACUUUAACAUAUUUUAGAAAUCUUUUUUGAAGUGGGAAUUUUAUUUAAAUAAAGCUGUUUUAAACAUGUAAUAAUUGGUAGUUACAGUGAAUGAAUGUUCCAAGAAAUAAUACCAAGUUCCGGUAAUGCUUUGCUGUUGCUUGGAAACCGGUUGUUAGAGGGCAAGCACGUGGCAGACGCGAUAGCUAACCCGGCGAUAAUUAUUAAAACUGUGGCAAAGACUGCGUCAGCAACAACACCCACUGGUGAAGAAAGCUGCAAUAAACUUCGAUGAGCUUUGAAAUUCUUCACACAGAGAUCACGGUAAUACAAAAUGAGCUGCCAGUUGAUAUCUACGUCCAAAGGAUAUAACAUCGUCUGCGAAUUUCUUCGCAUGGCAUCGUUUAGCGUCUACUUUCAUCCACAGAAUGGCUCACAAACACAGGUUGUUAACUGUCUACUAUUCAAUGAGACGGAAUGUUUCAACGGUGUUGGCUUUGUCUACGAAAAAACAGUUUCUUCUGCAGCUUACAUAUCAAUCCCUGACACAUUCGAACGGACGCCCGGGAAAUUCGUGUGUCAAACGGAAGAUUCAAGUGCAGGAAACACCACAUCCUGUGUCUGGCCACCAAAAAAUACGGAAGUUCCCGAAAACGUCUUUACAGAAGAAGCCUCGCUGACUUCUACAGAUCGUAUUUUGUUUAUUGCUGGUAUCGUCACUGGCGCUCUUCUCUUGCUGGGGUUGCUCGUCUUUCUGCGUAGAAAGAACAGAACACAAAUUUUCGAAAUGAUUUCAAGAAUAAAGAAAUUGGCACUUCGCCUCUGUAGCAUGUGCUUUCACACACAAAGCUCAAGGGAGAUAACUCCGAAAAGCAUCCCUUUGAGAGAGACACCAUCUUCUUCAAGCAAUCCUCUCUUGCAAGAAUCUGUGGACAACAAAAAAGACAGCACUUGUGAAUAUUUUACAUCUGAAGAAGUUUGAGAAAUUGUUGAAAGAAUUUUGAUCGUUUUCUACAUCUGAGUGCAAGAUGGAGACUAACACUAUAUUAAUGAGUUUCACAUCUCAUUACCACAGACACGCUGUUACUACUCAGAAAAACGGAAUAGUUUGUACACUAGAGUCUUGACACUUUCUCGGUUCUGUUGAUUCUAGUCCAAAUUUAUUGCCAAAAGCAGUGGCAAUGGAUGAAAAGCUGCUAGAGACAAUUAUUAUACUCAACAAUCACUCGUUUAUGGAGAAAAAAGUCUGCUUGGACUUGUUUACAAACAAUGUGUGAUUGUAAUUUUUUAAAGACACGCCAUGGCAGCAUAAACUUAUCAAACGAUGCGCUCUCAUACAUCAUUAGGCAUUUGUAAAUAUUUUUUACUAAGCAGACUUGAGAACACAUUUCUUUCAAAAUGUGUCAUCUGAGAAAGCUUUAAAGAAAAAAGUUUUUAAUAUAUCAACACUCUCUUCACGUAUGUAGACAUCGCUUCAUUCUCUGUAAUCACUUUUGUUUGUGCUUACACCAAUUGCAUCACUUAAUUUUUACAUGCACCAGUAAAUAAGGACAUAUUCAAUAAUUUUGAAGAAAUUCACAUAAAUGUUCAUUUUUAAAUAUAUAAAAAUUAUGGGUUAUAACCUUUUUUUCAACUGUCUGUAACACAUUCAGGCGCUUAGAAAAAUUUUGUUUUUCGCACGAAAACGAUUGUAGUAAUGAAACACUUUUAUAUAUAUAUAUAAAUGAGUCAGACAUUUUAUGUAUGCAUAGAAUAAGACAGAGGGAAAGACAGAGGGACGAGGAGAGAGGUAACGACAGAGAAAAAAAGAGAAUUGAAUGAAAAGCUGUACAGAGAGUUAUCUGCCUUUGCCCACAUAUACAUGAAUCAUCCAGUCAUUUAUUUUUCUUGUCAUGGAUCCAAAGUUAAACCUAGAUUUUUUUUAUUAAGAUACGUUUUAUACAACCACGUGCAGAAAGUAAGCUGGAAACAGAGCACCCAUACAGGGUUCUGGAGACGAUGAUGCUCAAGAGAAAAAAAAAAAUUCUGCUUGAACAAGGGUUAGGAAAAGAUCGUGAUCACUAUUUGUUGUACAAUAUGUCUAAUUGUAUACAUAUUUUUCUUUAUACUUCCAUUAAUCUUGUUGAUAGAUGUGAAUUCGUUUUUAGUUUUCAUGUCAUUAUUGUGCCUGUGUUACACUAUUGCUGUUAAUAACAUUUAUUUGCCAUUUAUUGUCAAGUAAUUUUUAUCUCCCUUGACUAUUCAAACUUUACCAUGUAGAACAAUCUACACUAUGGAUACUAAUCUCUCUGAUUAUAGACAUGUUGCCCUGGAGUGUUACAAUGUUUAUUGCUGUUCAUACUACACCCUUAGGAGCCCCUGGCUAGCAGUGAACAUUCUGUGAAACAUAAAAGUGAACACCUACAGUUAGGGGCUCAAGCCUUUCGAGUGUUUACUGCUCCACGUGAUGUCAUGAUGGUGUAGAUAUUGCUGACCUUUACCUUGACCUGUCCAAAUAAUAGGGGAGUGAUACGCACCUGAACAAAACAGUGGUAGAGAAAAGACACCUAGGCCUGUUUGACUUCCCCUUGCUGAGUGAAUAAUGAGGCAACCUGUUGAACUAAACUGUACAAACACAGGACACAUGAAAUCCUAUACAUCAAUAGAUGCUGUCAUCCCUCACCUC
Messenger RNA from Pomacea canaliculata, 2878 nucleotides. RefSeq lists its product as uncharacterized. NCBI's taxonomy places the organism in Eukaryota, Metazoa, Mollusca, Gastropoda, Architaenioglossa, Ampullariidae. The record is from RefSeq and is a predicted model, not a curated record. The coding region runs from base 548 to 1195 and encodes 215 amino acids. The transcript has 9 exons.